Messenger RNA from Recurvomyces mirabilis, 1026 nucleotides. RefSeq lists its product as uncharacterized. Lineage: Eukaryota; Fungi; Ascomycota; Dothideomycetes; Mycosphaerellales; Teratosphaeriaceae. Gene Ontology annotation, molecular function: protein binding. The coding region runs from base 1 to 1026 and encodes 341 amino acids. The transcript has 3 exons. The record is from RefSeq and is a predicted model, not a curated record.
AUGCAAGUCAGCGCCAAUGGGACCAUCAGCAAUCCUCAGCGUACUUCGACUGGCGGUAAAGGCUCCAUUGCAUCAGAUGGGACGGCUCCUUUAGCUAGGGAUGCUUUGAUAUCCCAGGGCUCCGUGAUCGUGGGCGGUGAGUACCUCUUCACCGUCAACGCAGGCAGCAACACCUUGGCCAUGUUCAGCAUCGAUCCACAAGAUGCAUCGCGUGUGACGCUCGUGGGCGCCCCAGCUAGUACCCUCGGCGAAUUCCCGAUGUCCGUUACCUACUCGGACACACUUAACAUGGCCUGCGUUCUCAAUGGUGGUGCUAAAGCUGGAGUGACCUGCUUUCACGUCGACCGGCAAGGCGGCCUCCAGCCGACCGGAUCCUUCCUCUCUCUUGCCGGCAUCACGAACGAGACGACACCCCCAGUUGGGCCUCCAGAGUCCAGCUCACAGAUCCUGUUCACGCCAGACUCCUCCGCCCUGCUCGUCCUACAAAAGGGCAACGCAGGCCCACCAGUAUCGCCAGGUUAUAUUGUCGCCUACCCUGUAGUCAACGGACGAGUCUCUGGCAACUCAGUCAAGAACCAGUUCGCCAACGUGGCCAUGCCGUUCGCCGGAGUAUUCGUGGACAACGAUCGAGUGUUCAUGGCCGAUCCGUCCUACGGCGCCUCCAUAUUCGAAAUUCCUAGCGAUCUCGAACUUGUACAGCAGACCCAUGUUGUUCUGCCAACACAGAAAGCAGUUUGCUGGUCAGCAUACGAUGCAUCACUCAACACGGCAUAUGCCAUUGAUGCUGGACAGCCACUGGUCUACACCUUUGAUCCUAGCUCAGGUGCCCAGACCGGCUCCUUUAGCCCCGACGAGAGCGUACAAGGAUUGUUUGAUAGCGCUAUCAGCGAUGGGAAGAUGUACUCGCUUGCGGCGGCUAAUGGUAUCGUGGUUAUGGAUCUGGUAUCGCAGACGCAAGUUCAAUUCUACAACCUGACUAGUUUUGGCAAUAGGCAGUACUGGGACGGCAUGGCAGUGUCUUGGUAA